AUGGCGUUGCAUACGCCCAUGAGAAGGCGAUUAGAUCUCAGCCAGAAUGCUCGUAGCCCAAGCCGUUACGGUCAGAGCCGUGAUGCACGUCCUAAGCCAAAGGGACUUGCUACACCGGCUGCCACACCAGCAUUGACCCCCUCCUCCAGCAUCAGUGAUGAAGAUGCAUACAUGCCCACAACACCUGACUUCGCAGAGCGCCGAAGUCCUGUCACACCAACAAAGACAACACGUGUGCCACAUAGCAUACUCUCGCAGGACCAGAGCAAUGCCAGCCAUGUCAGGAUCGGAAUCAUCCCUCUCCAUGAGGACGGGAGGCAGUUCCACAAACAUCUCGUUGCCAACCCAUCCCUGAUUCGCGCUUCAGAACAGUCCGACCACGAAUUUCAUGGAGAUCAAGCACCUUAUCUGCUCGAAGACGACCCGUAUGAAUGUCUGCCGAUGCCUGGUGCGUGGCCAAUAUCGUAUACUACGCCAGACAUGCGGCAUUACAGCAAUGCCGGCAAUAGUCAAAACAGCACGACUGGCUUGCUCGGAGCGACUACGACUGCACAACCACUACCUCAACCCAGUGAACCACACAGAGCCACAUCAAAUGCCCCAAUGCACGUCUCCAGCCUUGGGAAGGUCAUCUCAAUCAAUGUACUCAGCUGGCUGGAAAAUCGUAGGACCUGCUCAAUGGCCGCCAAACGCAACCUGUGUGGCAGCCCAGUCCCCUGGACUAAGAUCUGUCUCGCCUCGUUAUUGGCUGCAUUGGAGGAACAAGAUGGCUCGAACGAGACGAAUGAGACACUACGGCAUAUCUCAGGCUCAUCGACGUUCAGUCAUGUACCCGUCACCAAUUACGACGACUUUCUCUACCCACGCCUCCGCUGCCGCGGCUCGUCCCGGAGCAUGUCACUCGGAUAUUUCUCUUGUGGCUCGCCAAGGUAG
Cyphellophora attinorum is the source of this 933-nucleotide messenger RNA. RefSeq lists its product as uncharacterized. Bases 1 to 933 code for a protein of 310 amino acids. The transcript has a single exon. The record is from RefSeq and is a predicted model, not a curated record. NCBI's taxonomy places the organism in Eukaryota, Fungi, Ascomycota, Eurotiomycetes, Chaetothyriales, Cyphellophoraceae.